ACUAACAUAAAUAACGGGUGUCGGAAAUUUCUUGGACAUUCGUCAGCUAAGCGCAGACCCUGUGAAGACCAGAAAAACGGACAGAUCCGGCAUGAGACGAAGAGGUCGACAACAAAACUGUCGCCAGGAACGGCCACUGGCUCCAGUUGUUUACCUUCUCCUGGCUGCCUUAACCGUUUUUACCUUCCACUUGAUCUCAAAGUACGUUGGAGAAACUUUCUUUUGGAAGCAAAAGCAGGAAACUCCAUCAACGUCACCCACGGCACCAGAGGCUACCCCUCCACGGGUGUCAUCGGUUCACAGCCGCGACGCCGAGGCAGACUUACCCCGCCAUCGCCGUUCCAGUCCUCAUGAUUGGAAGGGCGACGACAACCGCUACGAGCAGAUCGAACAAGACACCAAAGAAGUGGCCUCAUUCUCUGUCGACAAGAAUGCCCCGAGUUACAACGUCAGAUUAAGCAAGGGCAAAUCAGCGGAAAUAGCAUUGGCAAAGAUGAAAGAACCCCCCGAUUCCACUGUCAUCAUUGGAGGCAUCCUCAAUAAUGGCCAAAUCACGACGAGCACACCACCCGACAAGCAACAAGUCAUCGUCUCCUCUACAACAAAUGAUGACCAAUACGACCACAAACAGGUAGGAGCUUUGACCCAAAACAAAGCGUUCUCAGAAAUCCCCACGGUCACAAAGAUUGCCAACGCCAAUGACAAGAAAGUUCGCUCGAAUCUCUUCGGGAAUCCACGUGAUCGGCAAGUUUUGAAAGAACUCUCCUCUUCCAUCGUAGAUGACGCCCAAUUUUCUACUGAUGACGUCAACAUGUCACCAGAAGGCACAGAAGAAGAGUUCUUGGACUUGAAACACGGACAGUUUCAACCCGUGUUUCAACGCUCAACAGAAGAGAUAGGAGAGAAAGAAAACGAAGAAAUUCCUGUGGCCCUCUACAAAAAAGACAACCUGAGGGACAAGAUACAACCGUCUUCAAAAGAUGAAGGGCUACAGAGCAUCCACGCCAGUGCUCACACAUUCGAUUACAUUGACGAGCUUCUAACUCACGCUGCCAAGAAAUCAGAAGCCCAUGGACUACCGGGUACGGACGCUUUUUACGAGACAAUGCCUUGCGUUGUUGAAGAUGACAACACCUUGAAAAAUCAUCCAAGCAAACGUUCAACAUAUGUCCGAGAAAUGGUCGAUAAUCAACACAGCAAAAAUCUCAAAGAAUCGACCAAAAGCAACGCAAAUCAGACCCCUGCAUCAAGUGGUCGUCCCAAGUCCAGGUAUCCGCGAGAAGUUGGCAAUCUACUUGUUGAAGAAAGUUCAGGGGAGCAGCCCACGACCCUUCUAACAACACCAGGGCCUCAGAACUCAACCGCAGGCAAACUUUUCAGCGGCGCCAGUACUGAAGGAUCCAAAGCGGAGGAUGUUACUCAGAUGUUGCACUCCACAGGACAACCAAAUGCGAUUGCAAGUACUGUAGAAUCCACUGAAAGCAGCACAGCGAUUACCACCAUUGGAACACUUGUAAACUCAUCCCAGUACACGGCUAUGAGCACAACGGCAACCACCCAUGCACCAGGCAACACCCAUCGAUGGUUAAAUGUUUCUCCGUACUGGUCUGUACAAUACAACGUUGAGAAGUGGCGGGAUCGAGCGUGGAAGGCUCUAGACGGGAACCCGUCUGCAGUUUGGCUGGUAUCCCACACUGUACCUUUGGUUGUGGACUUCGGAUCGCCUCACGAACUGUUACAGAUACGCAUUACGUACAAGGAAAACCAGCACGCAGUUACCGGGUACAACAUAUAUGUAACAAACGGACCGCACGCACAACGAAAGCAAGUGCAGUGGACUCAUGUUCUGAGUACUCCAAGACAAAACAUAAGCGCCGGGGAAGACGAAACCAUCGACGGAUUUUCGGGCAUCGGUCGCUCGUGGAAACUGGUUUUCUUACAUAACAUCAGUGCCUGGGAAAGAUGGUGUAGCGGAACGUAUAACUACAGAAAUAGAGUUUUAGUGCAAAAGGUGGAUUUCUUUGGUUCCAAAGGUAAGCCAACUUUAUCCUUCACUCACAGUUUCAAGACACACGCAUCCAAUACCCAGGCGGGCAAAGAUCCUCUCUUCUUCAGGUUCAACGAAGGUGGCCAACAUCGUCAUUUCGAUGAAUCUGAUUUGGGUCAGGGGCCAGAUUUUUGCUCCUAA
Branchiostoma floridae (Florida lancelet) is the source of this 2188-nucleotide messenger RNA. RefSeq lists its product as uncharacterized. The transcript has 3 exons. Lineage: Eukaryota; Metazoa; Chordata; Leptocardii; Amphioxiformes; Branchiostomatidae. Bases 92 to 2188 code for a protein of 698 amino acids. The record is from RefSeq and is a predicted model, not a curated record.